AUGAUUGUUAUCACCCUUUACGAGGUCGGUUUGACCUACAACGAGAUUGAGGAACGAACGGGAGUGAAGAGAAGUACCUGCUGGAAUAUAGUUAAGAGGGAUAAAGAUAGACGGAAACCAGGAAGUCUUACCCCAUAUACUGCUAGCAAAUGUAACGGCAACAUUAUCUCAAGCUCGCCUAUUACCCAGGGCGCAGCCCCUACGUCCUGGCGGGCAUUCUGCGCCACGAGCGCCCAGCGCGUCCGGCACCGCCAGAGUACAACCUUCGCGCCAGGCUCCGCCGUAGGACCGUCCCACUCUCUGGGACCGCCAGGAGAUAUGGCUCACGUCCGGAGGGCACUCGCCAAUGCUCUGGUCGCCUGGGCCGCCAUGAGAUUCCCUCCCCCUCCGGAGACGCUAGGAUGGAGUGACUCCGCCCACAGCACCUAG
Morchella importuna is the source of this 429-nucleotide messenger RNA. RefSeq lists its product as uncharacterized. The coding region runs from base 1 to 429 and encodes 142 amino acids. The transcript has 3 exons. NCBI's taxonomy places the organism in Eukaryota, Fungi, Ascomycota, Pezizomycetes, Pezizales, Morchellaceae. The record is from RefSeq and is a predicted model, not a curated record.